This is a messenger RNA of Puntigrus tetrazona (Sumatra barb), 4505 nucleotides long. It is a transcript of the gene ankib1a, whose product is annotated as ankyrin repeat and IBR domain containing 1a. Gene Ontology annotation, molecular function: ubiquitin protein ligase activity; zinc ion binding; ubiquitin conjugating enzyme binding. Lineage: Eukaryota; Metazoa; Chordata; Actinopteri; Cypriniformes; Cyprinidae. The coding region runs from base 313 to 3573 and encodes 1086 amino acids. Gene Ontology annotation, cellular component: cytoplasm; ubiquitin ligase complex. Gene Ontology annotation, biological process: ubiquitin-dependent protein catabolic process; positive regulation of proteasomal ubiquitin-dependent protein catabolic process; protein polyubiquitination. The record is from RefSeq and is a predicted model, not a curated record. The transcript has 21 exons.
CGCAGAUUAUUGUCCUAUGAAAUGAGAGCAUGACCAGCAAACACAGGCACGAGCACCACCCCUAUGAUUAUACAGUUCUUUAUUAUUUCUUUUUACAUAAUCUCUGACAUGAUCGAAGGUCUGCCGUCCGAUAGCAAUGUUGGUCUGAGCUUCGGCAAGCUGCUUGUUCCGGUCAUUUGAUGUGCCAACGCUUAACGGAUACGUCCAAAUCAGUGAUGAGGACUUGCGGUAUGCGGCCCGUUCAUUCUCACGCUGGCUGAACGUUGAAAACUUGAUGUGGGCCGCUCUGCGGCUCCCACUACAGCUCCUGCCAUGGGGAAUACCGCCACUAAGUUUCGUAAAGCACUUAUCAGUGGAGACGAAGUCCUGGCUUGCCAGCUUUAUGAGAGCAACCCCCAAUUUAAAGAAGCUCUGGAGCCCAACGCAUCUUAUGGGGAGCCCUAUCAACACAACACACCCCUGCACUACGCCUCACGCCAUGCCAUGUCACGCCUCAUCAGGGCUUUCCUUUUCUCCAAAGAUGGCAACCCCAACAAAUGCAACGUUCACAAUGAGACUGCGUUGCACCUGCUGUGCAUGGGCCCGCAGAUCCUGCUGAGUGAGGGGGCGCUGCAGCCGCGGAUCAGCCGCCCCCAGGAGGAUGAACAGAAGCGGGCUGAGUGCCUCCAGAUGAUCCUUCAGUGGACCGGAGCCAAGCUGGACCAGGGCGAGUAUGAGAGAGCCAAUGUCAAUGCCUCCGACAACAAAAAGGGCACCUGCCUGCACUACGCUGCGGCGGCUGGCAUGAAGAACUGUGUUGAGUUAUUGGUGAAGAACAGUGCAGAUUUGUUUGUGGAGAAUGAGGACAGAGAGACGCCAUGUGACUGUGCGGAGAAACAGCAUCACAAGGAGCUGGCGCUCAGUCUGGAGUCUCAGAUGGUUUUUUCUCAGGAUGCUGGAGCUCAGGAGAUAGAAGCAGAAUAUGCCGCCCUUGACCGACGAGAGCCAUAUGAGGGAUUGAAACUGCAAGACUUGCGUCGAUUGAAAGACAUGUUGAUCGUGGAGACGGCCGAUAUGCUGCAGGCUCCUCUCUUCACGGCCGAGGCCCUGCUACGAGCUCACGACUGGGACAGGGAAAAACUUCUAGAAGAUUGGAUGUCUAAUGCGGAGGACUGCUGCCAGCGCUCAGGUGUUCAGAUGCCAACUCCCCCACCGAGUGGCUACAAUGCCUGGGACACUCUGCCUUCUCCUAGAACCCCGAGAACAACUCGCUCCUCUGUCACCUCCCCUGAUGAGAUCAGCCUGUCUCCUACUGAUGGCCUUGCACUGUGUGGGAUUUGCAUGUGCAACAUAUCUGUGUUUGAGGACCCUGUGGAUAUGUCGUGUGGGCACGAGUUUUGCAGGGCAUGCUGGGAGGGGUUUUUGAAUUUGAAGAUCCAAGAAGGGGAAGCACAUAACAUCUUUUGCCCUGCUUACGACUGCUUCCAGCUGGUUCCUGUGGAGGUCAUUGAAAGCGUAGUCUCCAGAGAGAUGGAUAAGCGCUACCUGCAGUUUGACAUUAAGGCUUUUGUGGACAAUAACCCUGCCAUUCGCUGGUGCCCCGUAGCCAGAUGUGAAAGAGCCGUUCGACUGACUAGACCAGGCCCUGGAGCCUCUGACCCUCUGAGCUUCCCCUUGCUCAAAGCCCCUGCUGUAGACUGUGGCAAAGGCCAUCUCUUCUGCUGGGAAUGUCUUGGUGAUGCCCAUGAACCUUGUGACUGUGAGACGUGGAAGAUGUGGCUGCAGAAAGUGUCUGAAAUGAAGCCUGAAGAAUUGGCUGGUGUGAGUGAAGCCUAUGAAGAUGCUGCCAACUGCCUGUGGCUACUUACCAACUCUAAACCUUGUGCCAACUGCAAGUCCCCCAUCCAGAAAAAUGAAGGCUGUAAUCACAUGCAGUGCGCGAAGUGCAAGUAUGAUUUCUGCUGGAUUUGUCUUGAGGAAUGGAAGAAACACAGCUCCUCUACCGGAGGAUACUAUCGCUGCACGCGCUACGAGGUCAUCCAACAGGUGGAGGAACAGUCCAAGGAGAUGACUGUGGAGGCAGAAAAAAAGCACAAGAGUUUUCAGGAACUUGACCGUUUUAUGCAUUAUUACACUCGAUACAAGAAUCAUGAACACAGUUACCAGUUAGAAGAACGACUCCUGAAAACAGCCAAAGAAAAGAUGGAGCAACUAAGCAAAGCUUUCAUUGGAAGGGAAGGAGCCCCACCUGACACCACCUUCAUUGAAGAUGGUGUGCACGAACUUCUCAAGACCCGACGCAUCCUUAAGUGCUCUUAUCCGUAUAGUUUCUUCUUGGAGCCCAAAAGCACAAAGAAAGAAAUAUUUGAACUUAUGCAGACUGAUUUAGAGAUGGUCACUGAAGACCUUGCUCAGAAGGUGAACAGGCCUUACCUCCGCACCCCUCGCCAUAAGAUCAUCAGUGCCACGUAUCUGGUGCAGCAGAAGAGACGGGAGUUCUUGGCCUCUGUGGCUCGAGGUGUCGCCCCAAAUGAUUCUCCCGAGGCUCCCCGCCGCAGUUUUGCUGGUGGGACUUGGGAUUGGGAGUAUCUAGGAUUUGCCUCUCCUGAGAUGGUGAGGAAUCACCCAGUACGGGGAUCAAAUGCACAGCGUGAGGGCAAUUUCAAUGCAGGAGGCCAGCCGCAGGAAUACUCAGACUUCCAGUACAGACGGAGACACAGGCAGAGGCGUAGAGGAGACUUUCUCAGACUGCACAGCCUCCGCAGUAACACCCCUGAACCACAUGACUCCAAUGACAACAGUUUAGAAACGCAUGAAGGAGGCAACACACAAAGGCAUGGGAUGUCCACGGCACUUGGGUCUCUGGAUGAAGAUGACCCCAAUAUUUUGUUGGCUAUUCAGCUGUCCCUACAGGAGUCCGGGCUGGCCUUGGACCCCGAGCCUCAGGAUGUGCUCAGUAACGAUGCCUCUGUAGGUGCCAGUGGUUCCUCUCUGCCCUCUAGACUGGAUUCUGCGCCCCAUUCUGCGGAUCCCCCCCGAGCUUCCAUGAGCAGCUCUGAGCUUCUGGAGCUGGGAGACAGCCUAAUGAGACUGGGCAACAUUACCAGCCACUAUACACCCUUUAACAUGAGUUCCUACCCUGAUGCCUUGGGUAACGCCUUCACCCCUAGUGACCCUGACUGCCUGGACCCUUCCACCAACGCCAACCUGCUUGGCAACAUUAUGGCCUGGUUCCAUGAUAUGAAUCCACAGAGCAUUGCACUGAUUCCCUCAGCCACCUCAGAUGCCAGUUCCGAGCCACCCGUUUUUGGAGAAGGACAAUCUGCCAAAGCCCAGGACGAUAAGAAUGAGGUGGGGAGUCCUGAGGAGGAUUCCCUGUCGCUAAUGAAAGAGAGCGCAGAAGUGUUGGCAUCGCAGCUUUUGGAGCUAGAAUGUGUGGAUGAUGCACAACCUCCUAAAGCGGAGCCAGACUUGGAGGGUUCAGGUGGCAGCGUAGAUCUCACUAGUGCAGUUUGUCCAGAGAGCAGUACUGAACGGGAUGAGCAAGUAACCCACCUCUCUUUAGAGUGGGAGGAAGAAAUGCACCUAGUCUGAGGAAAAAGUCUAAUUAUGUUUACCAAUUGAGUGCCAAAACACUAAAUAAAAGCAGAAUUGCUUGUUUAGAAAUGGAGAAGAGUGAUUUGGUGCAUUGUGGGUAGACGGGACUUGUCUUGGUUGUGUGUUGCAACGCGUCUGGUGGAAGAAAAAAAAAAUAUUCAAGCUAAUGAAAGCUGAUGAGAGAAGAGUGAGUCUCAUUCACUAACCGUAUUUGUGUGUGUAUGAAUGUUUUGCACAGAAAUCAUAAUUCUUUAAUAUCUUAGCACUUUUUUGUUUUUUUUCUACAUUUUAGCAUAACAUUUAGAACCAACUAGAACUGUAUGUAUGUAAAAAUCAGUCCUGGUGGCCUUAGAAACAUGAAAUGGUGUAAGCCGAAAAGUUGGAAAUUUGAACAGUUGAGGGACCCAAAAGUGUUUUAGCGUAAAAAAAAUUGAUGUAUUUUAGAUCUGGCAUUGGCUUUGCAUAAAAAUGUAUUUUUAGGCCCAAAUAAAAGUCUUUAUUUUGUGUUUAAAAGCCAUUUAUAUGGAGAUGGUUAGGGCACUAAUUAUGCUAAUUGCUCAUUUUAGGGACUUUUAUGUAGAAUAAUCUGGAUCUAUUAACAUUAUAAGAUAGUAAGAGCAAAUAUACAUGCGUACCUUUUGAGAAGAAUAGGGCAAGAAUUUUGUGUAAGAACCAUUUCUGUGCACAUAAGAACACGGUUAUAAGUGAAUGUUGCAAAGUGUUAAACUCACAAUGACAUGGAAGUAGCGACAGGUAUUUUAUUCUAUAUGUGUAUAGAUCUGAGGGAAAUGGAUAUUUGGAAAAAAAAAAAAUGUUAGGUGGCGACUUGGUUGUAUCCAUUGUUGUGUUGAUUGCAGUCGAUUGUAACAAAGAGGUGGGAUUUAUGCGUGCUGAACGGUUGGAGACAUGAACCUACACCAUCGAGAGAA